CUAGAAGUGAAAGAAAGGGAAUGUUGCUGUUGUUGUUGUUGCUUGCUGUCUGAUGAUCGCAGUUGCAGUUGCAGUGCUGCAGUAGUCUAUUGUAAACAUCAUCUACAUCCAUUGAUGGUUUAGUGAGAAGAUUUAUCUAGGAAACUGUUCUGGGCUGUUAUAUACUGUGAUGAGAGUUGGUCUGUUAUGAAACUGAUUCCAUUUCUUCUUCGAUCAUCUUUGUAUUGUGGAACUAGAAGACUCACUUGUUGCCCAGAAUGAGUGCUCAUGAAAAGGCAAUGUCAGACACCAUUGAAGAGGAUAGCCAACGACUCUGUGAGCUGGAAGUAUUAGCUGAAAAUGGCAAUGGACAUAUCCGUGAUCCUUCCCCAGUAGAACAAAGAUCAGAAACAAAUGUUGUACACCAUCAUCGAGUGAUAACUGAAACUCCUGAAAAUAAGGCGGGACUAUGGAACAUAAGAGCUGUGAGAUUCCUUCUACUGUGGUACUUUUUCAGUGGGUGCACUCUUUUUCUGAAUAAAUACAUUCUAUCCUUCAUGAGAGGUGAUCCAAUGAUACUAGGAAUAUGUCAGAUGUUUAUGACGACACUAUGUGGCUGCAUUCAGAUGUAUUACCCUUGUGGUAUGUAUAAACCAGUUCAAAGAUUAGUUCGCCCUCCCGGGUUUUACCGUCACAUGGUUCUUGUAGGAUGUACAAGAUUUGUUACUGUAGUACUAGGCUUAGUUUCUCUGAAAUAUAUUGCUGUCAGUUUUACUGAAACAAUUAAAAGUUCAGCUCCAAUAUUUACUGUUCUCAUAUCCAAAAUUGUUCUUGGUGAACAUACUGGCCUUUAUGUUAAUCUAUCUUUAGUCCCUGUCAUGAGUGGUCUAGCAUUGUGCUCUGCAAAUGAGCUGAGUUUCAAUACGCAGGGUUUUCUCUCAGCAAUGGCCACAAAUAUAACUGAGUGUUUACAAAAUGUUCUAUCCAAAAUGCUCAUCAGUGGGGACAAGUUUAAAUACACGCCUGCAGAGCUCCAGUUUUAUACUAGUAUGGCAGCCAUGGUUGUCCUGAUCCCAGGCUCGUGGAUCCUUGUUGACCUCAGCAAUGUUCAGACCCCGAGUGACAUAUACCUUUGGGCAGCACUAUUGUUCAAUGGACUUUUGUUUCAUUUUCAAAGUAUAACCGCAUAUGUGCUCAUGGAUUAUAUAUCCCCUGUAACUCACAGUGUGGCCAAUACAGCAAAACGAGCAUUCCUCAUUUGGCUCUCUGUCUUGUUGUUUGGAAACCCAGUUACAAUUUUGAGUGCAGUGGGUACAUGCACUGUCAUUUUGGGUGUCCUUCUGUACAAUAAAGCUCAAGAAAUAGAUAGCAGUUAUAGGCGUUUACCAGUUAGACAUGCAAGUAGAGGCAUGCGCUCAUUGUAGAAGCCUCCAUGUGUGUCUUUGGACCCCAGCUUUCCCAUUGCCAUAUCUGUGCCAUGCAUGUGAGCUCUUCAAAGAUGUUAUCUAAUCAACUCAGGCAAGAGAUGUAGGCUGUUUCAUCACACAUCAUGACCCUCUAUCGACAAUACAUUGCCCGUUAUUGAGGAUCAAGAAAUAACUUGAAGCCACUAUUGCCCAAAGGAUUAGUACUAUUAGCUAAAAUGUUGUAGGUACUUCAUUUCAGUCUUCAUCUAUUUUUGCCUGAAAAAAACACAGGGUCUAUUCAAAACUGGAAAUCAGGGAAAAGUAAAGAAAUCUGAAUAUGAGCACUGAAUCUGAACUGGAGAGAGUGAAGAAAUCUGAGUAGGCAGGAAGAAUGAUGUUUCAGACCAAAAACUUAUGUUGAAGGUGGUAUUCUCUUGGAUUCUUUUCCCUUCGCACACCUCAUAAGAAGAAGGAGACCUAGAAAGUGAGAAAUCAGUUUUGUCAGGAAAUCAGGGAAACUUGUACUUGUAAGUUUUGGAUAAACCCUAACAUUAAAUGAACCUGCCUUCUGUAUUGUAUAUUGUACUUGUGGCUAAAGCAUGAUUUGUGGUGCCAACAAAUUGUGAUAAACUGUGAUUUAGUGGCUGUGUCUGUAUAUUUUUUCCAAUUUUCGUUUUCAUUCUACGGAUGACAGCCAAGCAUUUAUAAAUUUUCUAUUUGUUGUGUCAUUGAGAGCCAUUAUGUUUGUCUAUCUUCUAGAUCUCAUUUUAUGAGCCAGUCACUGGAGAUACUUACUUGAUUGCAUUUCUUAGUAUCCCAGGUGUUCUCACAUUACAUAGAUAAGUAAAAAUGAAAUCAAACUGGGAUGUUUGUCUCAAGAGUCUGAUCAAAAUUUUAAGAAGGUCUAGUAUAGUGAAGAAUUGCGUUGUAAAUGUUAAUCCAAUUAAAAUUUUUAACAGCUUUAUAUCAAAUGUUACUGUAUUGGGAAAAAAAAUCCCAGUAUGUGGGUUGAUUCAUCAACAAUUGUUUUUGUAUCAAUUUAUAAAUUAUGUUCCCCUCCCCCCCUCCCUCCCCCUAAUUUAUGUGUGUGUGCGCAUUUUUAUGUGUGGACUAAGUUUAGGCUUCAAAAGCCUCAUAAGUCUUAUACAUUCUACUAAUGUAGAGUGGUCAGGGUUGCUCUGUUUUUUCUCCUCUAUUAAUUUUGGUCAUUUGAUGGCUGUUAUUGAAAAAGGCAAUACUAUGUAGUUCUUUUUUUUUAAACUCAAGAUCAUGAACCUUACAAUGCAUUCCUGUUCUUUAGUUAUAAUUUUAGUUAAGGGUCGAUUAUGCAGAAUCUUGUUUGUAUACUUCGGAUAUUCAGAUUUGCUUGUUUGUUCUUGGCAACUUUAGUGUUCCUGGAGCUAAAAGUGGAGCAUCAGUAUUUGAACAGUUCUACCAGUGUUUGAAGUUUUUGAAGUUAGUCAUAGACUUCUGGACAGGAAGUUGAUCACUCGCUUCAUCACUGAUUUUAUUUAUGUGACCUUGCUUAUCUGCUUAGGAGAGGCUGUGGAAGAAUAGUGCUUGUUUUGUAGUUGUACUAGUGUAAUUAUUUUUUAAUCUAACCAUGUUCUGGGGAAUUGUGCACAAUCUUUGUGGCAUUCGAUAAACACCUCAUUCUGAGUUAAUACCAACUAUUUAUAAAUCUUUUUGCCCCCUAAAGGCAUUUGUCUUAUGAAAGAUAAAUGUUGUUUGUGUUCAAUGCAAAUAAAAAUUUUCACACCUUAA
Molecule: messenger RNA, 3149 nt
Organism: Thrips palmi
Lineage: Eukaryota; Metazoa; Arthropoda; Insecta; Thysanoptera; Thripidae
Product: solute carrier family 35 member E2A-like
Exons: 10
Coding region: 258-1403 (381 amino acids)
Cellular component (GO): Golgi apparatus
Molecular function (GO): antiporter activity
Source: RefSeq, a predicted model, not a curated record